CUAAAUGACCACCAUGACGUGGGAGAAGCAUUGAAAGCAACAGUGGCCGCUUCUGGUGACGUAUUCGUGGACGACGACGAUGAUGAGGACGACGAAGACUCUACUGACCACCAUGUACUAACUGCAGCAGGAGGUCCAAGUGUUACACCAGGUGCAGCUAGUGGUGGCAUUACUGUUGCAACACCAGCAGCGGGA
Amoebophrya sp. A25 is the source of this 195-nucleotide messenger RNA. NCBI's taxonomy places the organism in Eukaryota, Dinophyceae, Syndiniales, Amoebophryaceae. The record is from the annotation of a GenBank genome assembly.